Messenger RNA from Poecilia latipinna (sailfin molly), 1641 nucleotides. Its product is annotated as BOLA class I histocompatibility antigen, alpha chain BL3-7-like. Lineage: Eukaryota; Metazoa; Chordata; Actinopteri; Cyprinodontiformes; Poeciliidae. The transcript is spliced from 7 exons. The record is from RefSeq and is a predicted model, not a curated record. The coding region runs from base 205 to 1332 and encodes 375 amino acids. Gene Ontology annotation, cellular component: external side of plasma membrane. Gene Ontology annotation, biological process: immune response.
AUGUCUAACAAUAUUAGUCAUCAUGAUUAUAUAUCUGAUUUAGUUUUUGACUAGCAUAAAUCUUAAAAUUAUAUUUUAUGAUUCAAAAUUAAGGUUAAAGAGAAGUGGGUAUUGAUUAAAUGUUAAAAUAGCUUGCCAUAUUGAUUUGUAAACUCCUGCCUUAACCACACAGCGCUGACGAAAACGUUACAGGUUAAGUUGGACAUGGAAAUGUUCCUCCUCCUUCUUUUACUUCACUGCGUGUCAUCAGUGAAACACACACUCAUGUUGAUGGGUGUGGGUUCUUCUGGACUUCCGAACUUACCGACGUUUUGGGCAAAUAUUGAAAUUGAUGCGAUCCGAGUGGCUUACUGUGACAGUAACAGAAAGACCCUUAACUCAGCAUUCGACUCCUCGUACAGUGGAUUUUGUUUCCAUCUGCCAGAUAACUUCGCUCACAAGCUUAAUUAUUUAAAGGAUUUUCAAUAUGAAGCUGUUGGCAUUUUACAGAUGAUAACCGGCUGUGAAUGGGAUGACGUGACUGGAGAUGUUGGCAUUUUUUUAAAAUUUGCAUAUAAUGGAGAAGAUCUUCUUGAAUUGGAUGUAAAGAACUUGACAUGGAUCGCUAAAAAUCAUCAGGCUGUCAUGGUCAAGGACAAAUGGACAAAUGACGAGGAUACUCCUUUAAAAAACUCUGUACCUUUACUGAAGAAUGUUUGCCCUGAAGAUCUGAAGAAGUAUGUGUCACAUGGUGACCAUUCUCAGCAGAAAAAAGCAGGUCUUCCAUCAGUGUCUCUCCUCCAGAGGACUCCAUCCUCACCAAUCAGAUGCCAUGUGACAGGUUUUCACCCAAACAGAGGGCAGUUAUACUGGAGGAAGAAUGGAGAGGAGAUUCAUGAAUAUGUGGAGCAUGGUGAGAUCCUUCCCAAUCCUGAUGGAACCUUCCAGAUGAGUGUUGACUUCAAUGUUUCCUCAAUCCCACUUGAGGACUGGGGGAAGUACGACUGUGUCUUUCAGCAGCCUGGGUUAGGAAACAUCACAACCAAACUGGAUAAAGCAGUAAUUAGGACAAACAGAGUUUCUCCCACAGAUUUUCCUUCUUAUGUUAUCACUGGAGUUGUUGUGGGACUUGUGCUGCUUUUAGCACUUUGCAUAUCUGGAUUCAUCUUCUGGAAAAAGAAAAAUAAUGGAUUUCAACCUGCAAACAGGUCUGACCAAAUAGAAGAUAACUCUGAACUUCAGAGUUUUAAAGAUGAAACCAGAACCGUUGACGGUGACCAGACCAGUAGCAACGAACAAAACCAUGAAAAGGCAAAUGGUGCUGAGCAAAUACCUGAGACUGGGAUCCACUGAAUUUUACAAUCCUAUAAUUUGCUAAGUCUAUGAAGCAAAAUUGUCAUCUUUUAAUGUAAAAGAUGAUAAGAAGUUAUGCUCGGGGAUUUAUUACAAUUAUUGGAGGACACUUUAAUGCACUUGUUAAUCAUAUUACUGGUACUUAAUCUUAUAUUUCUAUGUUGCUUUAUAAAAUUGUUAAUAAUUGUUUUGUAUACUUUUUUUGUAGUGCUUAUAUUGCAACGUUAUACUCUUUCCGUUUUAUAAUGACCAAUUGUAAGCUUCUAAUCCUGUUGAGAAAAUUAAUGUAUAUUUAAAAAUGUUCUGAAA